ACAGAGGAGUUCCUUGCCUGUUUACAGUUCAAUCUAUAUAAUAUGGUAUAACACUAUUCUCAUUCACGGCAUAUUAGAAGGCUGAGAGAUGGCAGUACUUAAGAUUUAUGUCUUGGCUUUGGCAUUACUAGUAAUAUCAGUUGAAAUUCCAGUAACAUUAUCUAGUGAUCAUCAUCUAGUGUAUUCCGCAGCAAAUGAUGAUCAAAGUUGCAGUGAUAAUUUACAAAGUUUAGUAGCACAGUGUACUAACUAUGUAAUGAAGUUGGUACCAAGAAUUGCACCAUCUACUGCAUGUUGUUCCAUCGUAAACAAGAUUGAUUCUGGUUGUGUUUGUAGCCAUGUCACUAAAAGGGUGGAAAGUCUAAUCAGUAUGGACAAAGCUGUUUUCGUUGCUAAUUAUUGUGGUAGACCACUUCCUCAUGGAUCCCAGUGUGGAAGUUAUACAGUUCCAGCUGCUUGAAAAUUGUGAGCAGAGAAGAAAGAAGAAUAGUUUUUACUUGGGGUUAGAAAUCAAUGUAAUAAAUGACUACGGUUAAUCACCAUAGUCAUAUAUUUAACACGAUUACAGCGUUACAUAAUCAGAUAAACCCUGUCUAUGGCAUAAUAAACCCUGUCUGGCUAAAAUAA
Papaver somniferum (opium poppy) is the source of this 627-nucleotide messenger RNA. RefSeq lists its product as uncharacterized. The coding region runs from base 89 to 460 and encodes 123 amino acids. NCBI's taxonomy places the organism in Eukaryota, Viridiplantae, Streptophyta, Magnoliopsida, Ranunculales, Papaveraceae. The transcript has 2 exons. The record is from RefSeq and is a predicted model, not a curated record.